AUGGAUGAAGAACUUCAAAAGCAUUUGGAAAUUUCAAGAAACACCAAGUAUCAGUGGAUUGCGUGCAUUUUCAGUUUGGUUAUAUUUUUUGCAAACGGCAUUGUUUUCUAUUGGAUUCCCAGACUUCUUAGAGAUAAAAGAUUUGUAAAGACAAACAGAUUUAAAUCGUAUUUUGCGUUUGUUGACGUUUGGCAAACCAUCAAUACCCCAUUUGCAAUUAAACUUGGAAACAAAAAGUACUACUUCAAACCAAGUAUAGCUGCCUUAUUUGCAUGUUUCAUAUUAUUAAAUGGCAAGUUAUGCUAUAUUGAGACCGACGAUUUGGAUUACAAGCCCCGUGUCUUUAUAAUUGGGAAACGCUGUGCCAGAAUCGCUUUGGGCCAAAUGCCUGCAAUGUUCUUAUCUGUAACCAAAGGCGACUUCAUUACUGCGAUUACGGGUUUGACAUACGAACGUGCUGCAUUUUUACAUGCCUGGUUUGCCAUAUUAAUGUUCCUGAUGAUGACAGCACAUGUUGGAAUAAUCGGGUUUUAUUGGGCUCAUCCAAAUUUUGACAUUGCCCCUAAGUACCCAAAAUAUGUAUAUGGGAUUAUUGGCUACGCAUGUUUUGUGUUCUUGGUAUUUGGCAAUGUAGCGUUGAUUAGACGUUAUGCUUUCGAUUUUUUUAUGGUGAACCAUCGAGUUCAUUCUUUUAUUAUGUUGUUGAUGGCCUUCUUGCACAAUGAUAGAGCUAAAGCCAUGGUCAUUCUUGCCAUUCAUUUGCUAGUUUUGGACAAGGUGUUUGGUAGAAUCUACGGUAUCAUACAUUCUAUGAAAUCUCCAACAAAAGGGUACUCCGAAUUUGAAAUACUAGAUGAUGAGACCGUUCGUGUCAAUAUCCCUGUAAAAACGUCGAAAACUGAUCCAAACCCUUGGUACAGAUUAUUACUAUUCAAAUAUGGCACUUGGUUAGCUGGCCUGCAUGUUUACUUGAAUGUAAGAAAAAUCGAUUUUUUCCAACACCAUCCAUUUGCUAUUGCCAGCUUACCUGAAUCUGGUAAAAUAACUUUGGUUAUUAAAAAGAGAAAUGGGUUCACAAAGAAGUUGUACGAUACAGUUCAAACAAUGCGUGAUCAACAAAUUGCAAAUGGAAUCGAUAGUGAUGCCCCGGAACACAAAAGAGUAUCUAACCCCCAUAUUGUUAAAUUAAAAGCUGCUUUCCGUGGACCCUCACUGGGUAAAUUUCAACCAUUAAUCACGUUUGACUCGGUGGCAUUUCUUGCCCAGGAUUAUGGUGCAUCUUUUGUCUUGCCACUUUGCUUGGAUUUGUUGCAGACUAUUGAAAGAAAGGAAGUGGCUAAGAAUUAUUUGGGAAGGCCAGCUCACCCUUAUUUGAAAGUCUACUGGUCAGUGAAAAAAUUAAAUAACAUCUACUGGUACGAAGAUUUGAUAAAAAAAUUAUUGCCGUUUAUCAAUUCAGGGAAGCUCACCAUGAAUGUGUUUGUGCAAGAAAGUGUUGAGUUUGAAGCUACUAGACUGGUGCCAUCUAAUCACAAUACUAAAAAAUUGGAUAUUGUUUCUGUCACCAGCGAACCCCUGUCAAUUACAAACUCGGAAAUAAAGUUUAUAUACGAGGAGCCAAUGGAGGUAUCGAAAGUAAUUCAGACACAUAUUUCCAGUAUGCAUUUCCCAGAAGAAAAUGGGUUCAGUUCACUUGCUAUAAUGAGUUGUGGACAGGAUAACUUUGGAAGUCAAGUUGAAAGUGAGUCACAAAAGUACCGAUGGGUUGAAGGUGCACCAAAUAUUUAUUUCUAUAAUGAGUCCUACGAAACAUAG
Candida dubliniensis CD36 is the source of this 1815-nucleotide messenger RNA. It is a transcript of the gene FRP2, whose product is annotated as Frp2p. Gene Ontology annotation, molecular function: ferric-chelate reductase activity. The coding region runs from base 1 to 1815 and encodes 604 amino acids. NCBI's taxonomy places the organism in Eukaryota, Fungi, Ascomycota, Pichiomycetes, Serinales, Debaryomycetaceae. Gene Ontology annotation, cellular component: plasma membrane. Gene Ontology annotation, biological process: iron ion transport; intracellular iron ion homeostasis; copper ion import. The transcript has a single exon. The record is from RefSeq and is a predicted model, not a curated record.